Pseudophryne corroboree (corroboree frog) is the source of this 4053-nucleotide messenger RNA. Its product is annotated as zinc finger protein 585B-like. The record is from RefSeq and is a predicted model, not a curated record. The transcript has 6 exons. The coding region runs from base 51 to 3629 and encodes 1192 amino acids. Lineage: Eukaryota; Metazoa; Chordata; Amphibia; Anura; Myobatrachidae. Gene Ontology annotation, molecular function: DNA-binding transcription factor activity; RNA polymerase II cis-regulatory region sequence-specific DNA binding. Gene Ontology annotation, biological process: regulation of transcription by RNA polymerase II.
AAGCCCAAUUAAAUAAUAUUAAAGUCAAAGAUACAGAGGGAGAAGAAGAGAUGUAUGUGACUGAUAUAAAGGCAGAAGAUAUAGAGGGAGAAGAAGAGACGUAUGUAACUGAUAUGAAGUCAGAAGAUAUAGAGGGAGAAGAAGAGCCGUAUGUGACUGAUAUAAAGGUAGAAGAUACAGAGGAAGAAGAAGAGACGUAUGUGACUGAUAUAAAGGCAGAAGAUAUAGAGGGAGAAGAAGAGACGUAUGUGACUGAUAUAAAGGCAGAAGAUAUAGAGGGAGAAGAAGAGACGUAUGUGACUGAUAUAAAGGCUGAAGAUCUAGAGUUAGAAGAAGAGACGUAUGUGACAGAUAUGAAGUCAGAAGAUCUAGAGUUAGAAGAAGAGACGUAUGUGACUGAUAUAAAGGCAGAAGAUAUAGAGGGAGAAGAAGAGACGUAUGUGACUGAUAUGAAGGCAGAAGAUACAGAGGGAGAAGAAGAGACAUUUGUGACUGAUAUAAAGGCAGAAGAUAUAGAGGGAGAAGAGACGUAUGUGACUGAUAUAAAGGCAGAAGAUAUAGAGGGAGAAGAAGAGACGUAUGUGACUGAUAUAAAGGCAGAAGAUAUAGAGGGAGAAGAAGAGACGUAUGUGAGGGGUGAGCAGCAGUGUAAGGAGGAGGAGAUCCCUACAGAUAUCAGCACAGAUGGACACACAAGCAGGAAUAUCACAGAAGGACAUCUAAUGUUAUCCCCGGAUUGUGACAUAAAAGAUAAUGACAGUAGACAGGAUUCUCCAGGAGAUAACCCCAUUACCCCAAUGAUACAUCCAGCUCUAUCAGCUGAUCCCUGUGAUCCUGGAAAAUGUUCUCCUGAUCACUCUGAUAUUGGUGCAUCUGUUACAGCUCUGACCGUAGAUACAGUGUUUCCCUGUUCUAUAGAUGCCAAAUGUUUUACACAGAACACAAAGCCUAUUAACCCACAGACAGGUAAGGCAGGUGAGAGGCCAUUUCCAUGUUCUGAGUGUGGGAAAUGUUUUACAUACAAAUCACAUCUUGUUGUACAUCAGAGGAGUCACACAGGUGAGAAGCCAUUUUCUUGCUCUGAGUGUUCUAAAUAUUUUACACGGAAAUCAUAUAUUAUUACACAUCAGCGAAGUCACACAGGUGAGAAGCCGUUUCCAUGUUCUGAGUGUGGGAAAUGUUUUGCACACAAACUGUAUCUUGUUAGACAUCAGAAGAGACACACAGGUGUGAAGCCAUUUUCUUGCUCUGAGUGUGGGAAAUGUUUUACACAGAAAUCACAACUUGUUACACAUCAGCAAAUUCACACAGGUGAGAAGCCAUUUUCUUGCUCUGAGUGUACGAAAUGUUUUACACGGAAAUCAGAUCUUAUUACACAUCAGCGAAGUCACACUGGUGAGAAGCCAUUUCCAUGUUCUGAGUGUGGGAAAUGUUUUGCACACAAAUCAAAUCUUACUAAACAUGAAAGAAGUCACACAGAUGAGAAGACAUUUUCAUGCUCCGAGUGUGGGAAAUGUUUUGCACACAAACCAGAUCUUGUUACACAUCAGCGAAGUCACACAGGUGUGAAGCCAUUUUCUUGCUCUGAGUGUGGGAAAUGUUUUACACGGAAAUCAGAUCUUGUUAAACAUCAGAGAAGUCACACAGGUGAGAAGCCAUUUCCAUGUUCUGAGUGUGGGAAAUGUUUUGCACACAAACCAGAUCUUGUUACACAUCAGAGAAAUCACACAGGUGAGAAGCUAUUUUCUUGCUCUGAGUGUGGGAAAUGUUUUGCACAGAAAUCACAUCUUGUUACACAUCAGAGAAGUCACACAGGUGUGAAGCCAUUUUCUUGCUCUGAGUGUGAGAAAUGUUUUACACAGAAAUCACAACUUUUUACACAUCAGCGAAGUCACACAGGUGUGAAGCCAUUUUCUUGCUGUGAGUGUGGGAAAUGUUUUACACGGAAAUCAUAUCUUGUUAAUCAUCAGAGAAUUCACACAGGUGAGAAGCCAUUUUCUUGCUCUGAGUGCGGGAAAUUUUUUACACAGAAAUCACAUCUUGUUAGACAUCAGCAAAGUCACACAGGUGAGAAGCCAUUUCCAUGUUUUGAGUGUGGCAAAUGUUUUGCACGGAAAUCAGUUCUCUUUAUACAUCAGAGAAGUCACAAAGGUGAGAAGCCAUUUCCAUGUUUUGAGUGUGGCAAAUGUUUUGCACGGAAAUCAGUUCUUGUUAUACAUCAGAAGUCAGCUUUUGCAGUAUACAUGCAACAGGUCCUUCUGAUAGAAGCUCACCAACAAAGGGCAGGGCUACAGCUCAGCUUUGCAAACCAACCAGACUUAAGCUUGGAGGUUCAGAGUAACAAAAUGCUGAUCAUGUGCGGAAUCUUGGGGAUUUCGAUCCAGAGCCAGAGGAGCCUCCAACGCAGCGAGAGGCUUCAUGGGAAAACCUAUAAAACCAACAGUUGCUGGGUCUCAGAACCAGAAAACCAGUUCUGUUCCCACAAACACUUCAGCAUGACGGUGCACACCCACCCCGAGGAGAUCUCGUGGUGGGAGCUCAGUUACGUCACUUCAGCCACAUCUGGGACGGUUAUUGCCAGGAUGCUUGGUACUGUGUCAGCUGUUGCUGAGUUUUCCGGCAUGUUAGCCGGAUUUGCCUUGUUGUGUGAGCUGUAUUUUAAAUACAAAUCAGAUCUUGUUGUACAUCAGAGGAGUCACACAGGUGAGAAUCUGUUUUCUUGCUCUGAGUGUAAAAAAUGUUUUACACGGAAAUCAGAUCUUAUUACACAUCAGCGAAGUCACACUGGUGAGAAGCCAUUUCCAUGUUCUGAGUGUGGGAAAUGUUUUUCAGACAAAUCAAAUCUUACUAAACAUGAAAGAAGUCACACAGGUGAGAAGACAUUUUCAUGCUCCGAGUGUGGGAAAUAUUUUACACGGAAAUCACAUCUUGUUACACAUCAGCAAAGUCACACAGGUGAGAAGCCAUUUCUAUGCUCUGAGUGUGGGAAAUGUUUUACACAGAAAUCAGAUCUUGUUAAACAUCAGAGAAGUCACACAGGUGAGAAGCCAUUUCCAUGUUCUGAGUGUGGGAAAUGUUUUACACAGAAAUCAGAUCUUGUUAAACAUCAGAGAAGUCACACAGGUGAGAAGCCAUUUCCAUGUUCUGAGUGUGGGAAAUGUUUUGCACACAAAUCAUAUCUUGUUAAACAUCAGAGAAGUCACACAGGUGAGAAGCCAUUUCCAUGUUCUGAGUGUGGGAAAUGUUUUACACAGAAAUCAGAUCUUGUUAAACAUCAGAGAAGCCACACAGAUGAGAAGCCAAUUUUAUGUUCUGAGUGUGGGAAAUGUUUUGCACGGAAAUCAGUUCUUGUUAUACAUCAGCGAAGUCACACAGGUGAGAAGCCAUUUCCAUGUUCUGAGUGUGGGAAAUGUUUUGCACGGAAAUCAGUUUUUGUUAUACAUCAGCGAAGUCACACAGGUGAGAAGCCAUUUCCAUGUUCUGAGUGUGGUAAAUGUUAUGCACAGAAAUCACAUCUUGUUAAACAUCAGCGAAGUCACGCAGGUGAGAAGUCAUUUCCAUGUUCUGAGUGUGGUAAAUGUUUUGCACACAAACUAUAUCUUGUUAGACAUCAGAGGAGACACAGGUGAGAAGCCAUUUCCAUGUUCUGAGUGGGAAAUGUUUUGCACGGAAAUCAGUUCUUGUUAUACAUCAGAGAAGUCACACAGGUGAGAAGCCAUUUCCAUGUUCUGAGUGGGAAAUGUUUUUCACGGACAUUAGUUCUUGUUACACAUCAGAGAAGUCACAAAGGUGAGAGGCCAUUUCCAUACUCUGAGAAAUAAGCUUUUGUUGCACACAAUAGACCACUCAGGUGAGAAACCAUUUUAAUCUUCUGGAGUAUACUUAUCAUUGCCAUGUAAUGUUCCUCAAGAUUCUGUCCUAUCUCUUGUGCUUUUUGCAAUAUACAUGCAACAGGUCCUUCUGAUAGAAGCUCACCAACAAAGGGCAGGGCUACAGCUCAGCUUUGCAAACCAACCAGACUUAAGCAUGGGGGUUCAGAGUAACAAAAUGCUG